Messenger RNA from Sciurus carolinensis (gray squirrel), 2828 nucleotides. It is a transcript of the gene Dnai2, whose product is annotated as dynein axonemal intermediate chain 2. Gene Ontology annotation, cellular component: outer dynein arm. The record is from RefSeq and is a predicted model, not a curated record. NCBI's taxonomy places the organism in Eukaryota, Metazoa, Chordata, Mammalia, Rodentia, Sciuridae. Gene Ontology annotation, biological process: outer dynein arm assembly; cilium movement. The transcript has 12 exons. Bases 704 to 2341 code for a protein of 545 amino acids. Gene Ontology annotation, molecular function: dynein heavy chain binding; dynein light chain binding.
ACAGUGCCAGGCUCAGGAAAAGACGCAGCAGCAACCGUCCCCUGGACCAGGUGAGUGUCAAUCAAGAUGUUUUCUCCCAGGGGCUCUGGCCUCACCUGAGACUCUUUCUAGAGUCACUUUGAGCAUUUGGUACUUCUGGAAGAGGGUUUUCUUUGGAGCGGGGAUUCAUAUCUACAGGCAAAGCCCAUCUUAGAAAAAGAAGUGCCCCUCAGGAAGUUCUGGUAGGGAGGGCAGGCUCUGAGAUAAGAGCACUGAGGGCGAUGGUCAUGCCCUUUUGCCCUUUGGAGGCCCAGAGAGCUCCCUGUCCAUGUGAGCCUGGUGAUCAGCCCCUGAUUGGGUCAAGAACUACCGAGAUAACCCAGGUCAGGCCCCAAAUCAAAUGAGCGAGUCACUCGAUUUGACUGGAACACAUUCCAUGAUCACGUGAGUGGCCCCAAUGACUCACGGUUUAGAUGAAUUAACUUCAUGGCCUGAAGGCUAUCUUGGGGACCAUGGCACAGCCUCCAGCAAGAUGGCAGCCAUGCUGGCCUCCAUGCGCAGGCUCCUGCCAGAGCCCCGCCCUGGCAAGACGUCUCACUCUUGGGAGAGCCAGCUUAACCGUGGAAAGGAGCUGCGAGUGACUGCUCAGGGGCACAGGCUUCCCUUUGGGUCGAUGGCUGCAUGGCACUGUGAAUGGUAAGGCCAGGGAACUGCACACUUCAAAAUGAUUAAGAUGGCGAACACGGAGCGGUUUGAGAUGGAGACCCGAGGGGUUAACCACGUAGAGGGCGGCUGGCCCAAGGACGUGAAUCCCCUGGAGCUGGAGCAGACAAUCCGCUUCCGGAAAAAAGUAGAGAAGGACGAGAACUACAUUAAUGCUAUCAUGCAGCUUGGCUCGAUCAUGGAGCAUUGCAUCAAGCAGAACAAUGCCAUCGAUAUCUACCAGGAGUAUUUCGAUGACGAGGAAGAGGUGGAGGUGACCGAAGAGGCCCCUUCGGCUAAAACCAUUAAUGUCUUCAGGGACCCACAGGACAUCAAGCGGACGGCCACACACGUCUCCUGGCACCCCGAUGGCAACCGGAAGUUGGCAGUGGCCUAUUCUUGCCUGAAUUUUCAGCGGGCGCCUGCAGGCAUGAGCCACGAGUCAUACAUCUGGGAACUGGAAAACCCCAACAGGCCUGAAAUCGCCCUGAAGCCUCCUUCCCCGCUGGUCACCUUGGAGUACAACCCCAAAGAUUCCCACGUGCUCCUGGGCGGCUGCUACAAUGGCCAGAUAGCCUGCUGGGACACGCGGAAGGGCAGCCUGGUGGCAGAGCUGUCCACCAUCGAGUUCAGCCACCGCGACCCUGUGUAUGGCUCCAUCUGGCUGCAGUCGAAGACGGGCACUGAGUGCUUUUCAGCAUCCACGGAUGGACAGGUCAUGUGGUGGGACAUCCGCAAGAUCAGCGAGCCCACCGAGGUGGUGGUCAUGGACAUCAGCAGGAAGGAGCUCCUGGAAAACGCCCUGGGUGCCAUCUCCCUGGAGUUCGAGUCGACUUUGCCAACCAAGUUCAUGGUGGGCACUGAGCAGGGUAUAGUCAUCUCCUGCAACCGCAAGGCCAAGACCCCAGCGGAGAAGAUCGUGUGUACCUUCUCAGGCCACCAUGGCCCCAUCUACGCCCUCCAGAGAAACCCCUUCUACCCAAAGAACUUCCUGACCGUAGGGGACUGGACAGCCCGCAUCUGGUCAGAGGACAGCCGGGAGUCGUCCAUCAUGUGGACCAAGUACCACAUGGCUUACCUCACGGAUGGCGCCUGGAGCCCCAUCAGGCCGGCUGUGUUCUUCACCACCAAGAUGGACGGAACCCUGGACAUCUGGGACUUUGUGUUCAAGCAGUGUGACCCCGCCCUCAGCCUGAAGGUCUGUGACGAGGCCCUCUGCUGCCUCCGGGUGCAGGACACUGGAUGUCUCAUUGCCUGUGGCUCCCAGCUGGGGACCACCACCCUGCUAGAAGUCUCCAGCGGGCUCUCCACCCUCCAGAGGAACGAGAGGAACAUAGCUUCUUCCAUAUUUGAGCGGGAGACCCGGCGGGAGAAGAUCCUGGAGGCCAGGCACCGAGAGAUGCGACUGAAGGAGAAGGGCAAGGCAGAGGGCAAAGACGAGGACCAGCGGGAGGAGGAGCUGGUGGUGGACCUGGAGGGUCUGGUCGCCAAGGCCGAGGAGGAGUUCUUCAGCGUCAUCUUCCAGGAACUCAAGAAGAAGGAGGCGGAGGCCAUGGAGAAGAAGCCAAAGCAGCAGAGGAAAAGUUCCGACGUGUACGAUGUGGAGGAGAGAGAGGGCGGCUCGGAGGAAGAGGUGGAAGGAGAGGAAGUGCCGACCUAGGUCGGCCCCUGCCUUGCCCUCCUUGCCGCACUGCCCGGUCCUCCAAGUGAGAAGCUCCCUGGAAGUAUCAUUGGCGGGGACACACUGGGCCCCACCCCACCCUACAAGUCACCAGCCCGCACUGGAACUGAGUCCUGAGCAACGCCCACUGGGGAGGAAAGGAUCAGGGCUCCUCCCUGCACUGACACACCCCACUCAGCCACCUGAGCCCACCCAGGACCACCUUAGACUGUGCACCACCUUCAGGUCUGGCCCUGGAAGCUUCUCUCAGGUUGCCCCCAAUUUGUCUUCUUUUGACAACUGCAAGUGCUGGGCCUCCUCCCUUUCCACCCUCCUUAGUCUGCAGCAAACUGGGGAGACAAGAUCUGUCUUUCCCAGCAGCUCCCCAGGCAUGGCCACACCCCAGCCAGCCACCCCAGAGGCCCCGAGGGACAGUCACGGGCUUCUGUUUUCUGAAUUCUUGUAAAAUUAAACUAAUAAUAACAGG